AUGUCUUGGAAUGUUCUGUUACUGAUUUUUAACCCUUUUAGUAAGCUAUAUGAAAAACGUGUUUUGCCUAAUUUUUUGGAUUACCAAUUGGAGGUUGUUUUGGUUGUUUGGGUUGCCAGGCUUUUCCAUUUCUUCCUUCCCAAUUUACUUGCGUCACAUGGCCCUAUUUAAUCUCUUACCUAUGCUAGUUCUCUCUCCCUGUUUCUCUUCUUUCUUUUCCAACACACCAACUUUUUCCCUUUCUAUCUUCUUUUCUUUCACCAAAAUACACCAAAAUACACAAGACACACAAAUAACUCACUCAACAUUGAAUUUGCUUUCACUUCUUUUCAACCCACCAAGCUUCCCUGCAUUCAUUAAGAUCUCUUAAGUUUCUUGACAUGUUAUAUAGCCAAGCUAAAGGACAUUCUCUUCUUCAACCAACUCUCUCCAAUCACCCACAACCAGAACAUAUGCAAUCAUCAUCAGAGCAAACCAUGCAGAUCAUUCUUUUCAGAGCAGUGCUGAUAUCCAAGUCAAAUGGUUGGAACAGCACCUACAGCAAGCUUUCAAAGAUGACAAAGGUCAAGGCUUUCCUUGGUUAAUUAUUCCAGUGGUUUUGGGAUGGAAAUGAUAGGUGGUCAACUAGCGUAUAACAUUAACUCACUCAACUCUUGUCUUUUUUUUUCUUUUUUCUUUUUCCUGCCCAGCUCGUCGGAAGCACGUGGAGUCGUCGUUGUUCGUAUUCACCGGUGCAUCGGCCAACGACUACUUGAGCAUAAAUGUGAACUCCAACCUCCAGCGGAUGAAAGACAUGGUGCCUGAUGUAAUUGCAGCAGUUAAGACUUACAUUAAGCUCAUAAUUAACCAUGGUGGCACCAAGGUGGUGGUGGUGGGAGCUUUUCAAAUUGGGUGCGGGGUGAAAUUUGAUUUCCAUGGGGGCACCAAGUUUCAUUGCAAUAACAGCAGCUUCAAUUCCUUGGCCACACUUCACAACCAACUCCUCAAGGAAGAGCUUCGAAGGCUAAGAGACGAGUUUCCCGGCACUCGAAUCGUCUAUGGAGACAUGUGGGAUGCCUUUCAAUGGAUCAUGGACCAUUUCUGGUCGAUUGGGUACCGCCAUCCCUAUUACAUCCCUUGCUGUGGGAAUGCUCAUGUUCACUGUGGAGAUUCUGGUGCGCCAUACUGCAAUUUCCCUGCGGAAUAUAUGUAUUGGGACAGUGAGCACCUCACCGAUCAUACUCAUCGCCUACUUUCCAACUUGAUGAUUCCUCGGUUCGCUGCUGAUCUAGGAUGCGGUGGUGGUGUCAGCAAGGACGACGACACAUCAGAGCAUUAGUGUCUGUAGGGAUCUUUACUGCAAACUGCUGUUAUCUUUACUAGUCUUCUAACUGUGGUUUUAUCUCAGCGUGAAAAUGUAACCGUUUACCUAGGGAAAUUAGUGCAAACUACUGUUAUCUUUCUCAAAACUCCUAUAAAAAAGAAAGAAAUACAUCUCAUUUUUGGACAGAAUCACUGUACACAAUUAGAAAUGGCGAGAGCGUCAUCAUCUUCACUGAUGGUCGCAGCCGUGGUAGCAGCCUUCUUCCUCUUGUCUUCUGGAUUAGCAGCAUCAACGCCGAUUCCAAGAAUACCCCACUCCGAGCCAUUAACGGACAUAACGAGUCCUUUUUACAGAGAAAUGGCGGAAUUUGCAGUCAGAGAACAUAACAAGGGUCGUCCGGAAUCCGAGUGGUUGAAGCUCGUGAGCGUGGACAAGGGUUAUAACUACCCGUUCAUGCCCGAUGAAGCUCACUUUCGCCUCUACAUAACUUGCUCCAACAGCCAUGGCCAAGCCAAGUACAAAACCUUCGUUGCGCAGCGGCUGCAAAUGGCCGGUCCUAACUAUUUUAUCUUCAAAUCGUUUAGCAAAGUCUCUAAUUAACCGUAAUUGCAUCUUUGCUAAAUCCCGUAAUGUGGUUAAAAUUACGUUCUAUUGAUGUUUAAGUCCGUAUAAGUUUUUUUUUUUGCGUUGAAAAUGUUAAACUACCAUUAAAUAAGGGUUUUACCGUUUUAGGCUUAGCACAAUAAAUCUCGGUAUGGUUUUAUGCAUUCGGUGUGAAACCUUAGUGUCGUUUGGAAGUUGUGAUUGUUAGAGUUGUGUUUAUUAAAUACAUGUAUUGUGCACAAUAAAAUGUUUGGAACUUGGAAGUGUCCAAAUGUAAAAUACUGUAUACAUUGUUUUAGGUAGGUCCCACGAACAAUCACAAAAAAUGAUACAUUAUACAAUCUCAACUAAAAAUUGAGAUUGUUGUGAUUGUUGCUUUUAGAUUUGUGUCAAAUUUUUCUUUCCAUUUAUAUCCCUAAUAGUUUUUGUCUUAUACUAAAAGUUGAGGGUAAAG
Molecule: messenger RNA, 2360 nt
Organism: Linum trigynum
Lineage: Eukaryota; Viridiplantae; Streptophyta; Magnoliopsida; Malpighiales; Linaceae
Source: the annotation of a GenBank genome assembly